Messenger RNA from Ictidomys tridecemlineatus (thirteen-lined ground squirrel), 963 nucleotides. Lineage: Eukaryota; Metazoa; Chordata; Mammalia; Rodentia; Sciuridae. The record is from RefSeq and is a predicted model, not a curated record.
GGGAGGGAGGGGUGGGCGCCCGAGCGCCACAAGAGUAUGACGGGGCUGUACGAGCUGGUGUGGCGGGUGCUACACGCGCUGCUCUGCCUGCACCGCACGCUCACCUCCUGGCUCCGCGUUCGGUUCGGCACCUGGAACUGGAUCUGGAGGCGCUGCUACCGUGCCGCCUCCGCCGCGGUCCUAGCGCCGCUCGGCUUUGCGCUCCACAAGCCCCCGGCAGUAGGCAGAAACCGCCGUCACCAUCGGCUCCCGCGCGGGGGGCCGGGUCCGGCCGCCGCCCACCCCCGGCUGCGCUGGCGCGCGGACGGCCGUUCCCUGGAGAAGCUACCUGUACAUAUGGGCCUGGUGAUCACCGCGGAGGAGCAGGAGCCCAGCUUCUCGGACAUCGCGAGCAUUGUGGUGUGGUGUAUGGCUGUGGGGAUCUCCUACAUUAGCGUCUACGACCACCAAGGUAUUUUCAAAAGAAAUAAUUCCAGAUUGAUGGAUGAAAUUUUAAAACAACAGCAGGAACUUCUGGGCCUAGAUUGUUCCAAAUACUCACUGGGGUUUGCAAAUAGUAAUGACAAAGAUGAUCAAGUUUUAAAUUGCCAUUUGGCAGUGAAGGUGCUGUCCCCAGAAGAUGGAAAAGCAGAUAUUGUGAGAGCUGCUCAGGACUUUUGCCAGUUAGUAGCCCAGCAGCAAAAGAGAUCUACAGAUUUGGAUGUAGAUACGUUAGACAGUUUACUUACUCUUUGCCUUCCCACCUAAACAUCAGUUAUGAGGACUUUUUCUCUGCCCUUCGUCAAUAUGCAGCCUGUGAACAGCGUCUGGGAAAGUAGUGAUCCCUGGUUGCAUAAUUUGAUUUCAGGCUUUUGGAGAAAAGGACCCAAGUGACUCUGAUGUUUACAAAGCACCUAUGAAACCCUGUGCACACCUAGUUCAUAUUCCUCAUAAUUUAUCAACAAACACAAAAAAGUGUCUUAC